AUGUUAGGAGACUAUAUAACAAUAUAUCUUAACAAUGUCCUAGUAUAUAAGGUCCUUCGAAGACUAAGGGAUAUAGGCUUUAACCUAGACCUUAAGAAAUAUAUAUUUAUAGUAAAGGAAGUUAAAUAUCUAGAGUAUAUUGUAAAGGUAGAGGUCUAUAUCUGCCCUAACCCUAAGAAGAUCAACGCUAUCUAUAAGUAG
This is a messenger RNA of Thermothielavioides terrestris NRRL 8126, 201 nucleotides long. RefSeq lists its product as uncharacterized. The transcript has 2 exons. The record is from RefSeq and is a predicted model, not a curated record. The coding region runs from base 1 to 201 and encodes 66 amino acids. NCBI's taxonomy places the organism in Eukaryota, Fungi, Ascomycota, Sordariomycetes, Sordariales, Chaetomiaceae.